Chinchilla lanigera (long-tailed chinchilla) is the source of this 423-nucleotide messenger RNA. It is a transcript of the gene Defb123, whose product is annotated as defensin, beta 123. Bases 120 to 326 code for a protein of 68 amino acids. Lineage: Eukaryota; Metazoa; Chordata; Mammalia; Rodentia; Chinchillidae. Gene Ontology annotation, cellular component: extracellular region. The transcript has 2 exons. Gene Ontology annotation, biological process: innate immune response. The record is from RefSeq and is a predicted model, not a curated record.
UGGGCGCUGAGGGCACGUGGGCGUGACGCGUGAGCCACAGAGCCCGGGCGCUCCCCACUCCCCACUUGCUUUGUCUUCGCUUCUGCUUGCAGCUUCACUUUUGGCUGCACUCUCCAGCCAUGAAGCUCCUGGUGCUGUCGUUGGCCGUGCUGCUGCUCAUGUCCCACCUCACCCCAGGUGUUGCCCAAAGAUGCUGGAAUCUUCUUGGCAAAUGCCGCCACAGAUGCUCCAGGAAGGAAAGUGUCUAUGUUUACUGCACCAAUGGUAAAAUGUGCUGCGUCAAACCCAAGUACCAGCCAAAACCAAAGCCAUCGUGGUUAUUUUGAGGGCUUUGAAGUCUGAAGCCAGGAAAAUGCAGAAGUUGCCCAAACUCUGGCCCGAGUGGAUUCUUGAGCUGUGUCAAUAAACACCUCUGGCUGAUCA